AUGGAGUUGAUUGUUAUUGACAUUCUUCCGGGAAGAGAUGUGGUGGAGGAUCUCAUUAACUUAGCUCAAUCUCGACAAGCUGGAAUCACUGUGUUAAGUGGUUUUGGUUUAGUCUCUGAUGUUACCAUUCUCCUUCCAGAGACAGGGGCCACUGGUUUCCCCAUCGAAGGACCAUCCAAUAUGGUAUUUCUAAGGGGAACUUACAUAAACCCUAAUAUUGAUCAAACUUCUUCCUCAUCGAUGAGUAUUGCCUCGUCAAAUUCAUAUUUCUCCAUUUCUGUUUCCCGCGGAAACCAAGGACACAUUUUUGGUGGAAUUGUUCAAGGAAAGAUCAUAGCUGCAGGCGUUGUUAAAAUUACUGCAGCUCUUAUUAAAAAACCUGAUUUUCAUAAGUUGGGCAAUAUCGAUGGAAUUCAUCACGAGACGUAA
Molecule: messenger RNA, 429 nt
Organism: Vicia villosa (hairy vetch)
Lineage: Eukaryota; Viridiplantae; Streptophyta; Magnoliopsida; Fabales; Fabaceae
Product: AT-hook motif nuclear-localized protein 17-like
Exons: 1
Coding region: 1-429 (142 amino acids)
Cellular component (GO): nucleus
Molecular function (GO): minor groove of adenine-thymine-rich DNA binding; DNA-binding transcription factor activity
Source: RefSeq, a predicted model, not a curated record